This is a messenger RNA of Carassius gibelio (silver crucian carp), 1413 nucleotides long. RefSeq names its product Rieske domain-containing protein. The transcript has 4 exons. Lineage: Eukaryota; Metazoa; Chordata; Actinopteri; Cypriniformes; Cyprinidae. Gene Ontology annotation, molecular function: 2 iron, 2 sulfur cluster binding. Bases 209 to 694 code for a protein of 161 amino acids. The record is from RefSeq and is a predicted model, not a curated record.
AACCGGAAACUACUGCGCAUUGUUUCACUUUUUGAUUUCCUCUUUAAUGUUAAAGUCAUAAAUAUUUACUGAUCAUUUGUCUUGAAACGCGACAAAGUGAGAAAGAUGCCAGAGAAGAUUAUCACGUUUUGAGAAGUAAACGUCAAACACAGUUCUGAUGUUGUCUCCUCUGGACCAUUUCACAGUGUCAAAAGAUUGAGGGGGAAACAUGAGCUCUGAUGAAGAUGUGGCAGCGGUAUCCAGACAUUCUUUUUUCAUAGGGAAGAAAGAGAAUAUAAUUCAAGCCAGACGGGUGGUGAAGUCAGUUGGUGAAAGAGAUGUUCUGGUGAUUUACCACAAGGGGGACUUCUAUGCUAUUGACGUGCGCUGCUAUCACUCUGGAGGUCCACUUCAGGAAGGAGAUAUAGAGAAGGACUUUGAUGGACGCACAUGUUUAGUGUGCCCGUGGCAUAAGUAUAAAAUUACAUUAGCUGAAGGUGAGGGUCUCUACCAGGCAGUGGACCCUUCUGUGAAGCCCCUGAAACCAACCUGGUGCUCUAAAGGCAUAAAACAAAGAGUCCACACAGUGACAGUGUCUAAUGAAGAUGUGUUCCUCACCUUAAAUGACUCUCCAGGACCCAUUGACUCUGAUUACUAUCAGACUGAGAAAUAUAGAAACACCUUCCUGAAAGAAGGGCAGAAGAAAACAAAGUGACCUCAGGGGAAGAUAGAUAGGAUAAGUGAGUGUCUCAAGCAUCAGCUGAUCAGCAAACGUGUUCUGCUGAAUUUGUUUUCAUCUGUCUCCGCUGGAAACCUAGUUGAGUUAUAAAGCUGGUCUAGCUGGUUUGAAAGCCAGUCACCAUUUUCCAAAAAUCAGCCUGUCCAUCAAGUUUGUUGGUGGUCCAAGAUGGUUUACUAACUAAUGAUCAUUUUAGACCAACUAAAAACCAGCUAGCAUGUCCCAAAACCAUUUUUGAGCCUUUUACGGUACUUUGUCACAAGUGUUUUUUAAUGGACAAAUCUACUACUUAUGAACUAUUUGAAUCCACCUACAUUUUCAAUGUUUAGACAGACUUUUGUAGAAGUUGACUUGAAAUAUGUAACUUUUUAUUUUAUAAUAAUUUAAUCACUAAAUCAGGCUACUAACGUGAUUUUUGCUCACAAUCUUGUAUCUAAUCCCAUGGAUUUUCUCACUUUUAUUACUCCGAUAUGCAAAUUUAGUAUUUAAUAAAGUGCACAGAAUAAUAAAAUGUAAAAAAAAAAAAAAAAAAAAGUUUUUUUAUAUCAACUUUUAUAACAAGUUGGGCACAUUCAUAUUAACGUUACACGUUAAUGAAAAAGAUUAUAAGUGUUGCUCAUAUCUGUAUACAGUCAUAGGUAAAAUAAUGUUUAUAUUUAAUUAUAUUCCCUGUUUAAAAUAAAGAAUGAACACAA